This is a messenger RNA of Saimiri boliviensis boliviensis (Bolivian squirrel monkey), 2750 nucleotides long. The record is from RefSeq and is a predicted model, not a curated record. NCBI's taxonomy places the organism in Eukaryota, Metazoa, Chordata, Mammalia, Primates, Cebidae.
GAAUGGGGUAGAAGGUCUGUUGUGGAGGGAAACCACCCAUCCUUCUGCCUCCCACCACUACCAUCACCCUAGCUGGACCAAAAGGGUGACGGGGGCUGGGAAGGAGCAGCUCAUGUUCGGGUUUCCAGGAGGGGCUACCAGUUUAUUGCCUUUGCAGGAAGAAGAAAACAUCUGAGUGACCAGAUGUCUCAGCUCCCGGUGCCUUGCCAGAUGGCCAGAGCCACACCUCUCAAAGAGUGACAGGUGCCAGUGUCCUGUGAAACAUGGUUUCUGCAGACCUGAAAUAACUGGAACCCCAAAGACUCAAGAAGCAGCUAACAAUCUUGAAGUAGACAUGAACAAAACACAAGUAGCUCCCAAGCUGUGGACUACCUGCCAGGAUGGAGAAGUCCUUCUGAGGCUGUCCAAACACGGACCAGGCCAUGAGACCCCGAUGACCAUCCCUGAAUUUUUUCAAGAGUCAGUCAACCGAUUUGGAACUUAUCCAGCCCUCGCAUUCAAGAACAGUGAAAAAUGGGAAAUUCUGAAUUUCAACCAGUACUACAAGGCUUGUUGGAAGGCUGCGAAAUCUUUGAUCAAACUGGGCUUGGAGCGUUUCCAUGGAGUUGGCAUCCUGGGGUUUAACUCUGUGGAGUGGUUUAUCACUGCUCUCGGCACCAUCCUAGCUGGGGGCCUUUGUGUUGGUAUUUAUGCCACCAACUCUGCCGAGGCUUGUCAACAUGCCAUCACUGAUGCCAAAGUGAACAUCUUGCUGGUUGAGAAUGAUCAACAGUUACAGAAAAUCCUUUCGAUUCCACAGAGCAGUCUGGAGCCCCUAAAAGCGAUCAUCCAGUACAGACUGCCAGUGAAGAACAGCAACAAUUUGUACUCUUGGGAUGAUUUCAUGGAACUUGGCGGGAGCAUCCCUGACACCCAACUGGAACAGGUCAUCCAGAGCCAGAAAGCGAAUCAGUGCGCCGUGCUCAUCUACACUUCGGGGACCACAGGCAUGCCCAAGGGAGUGAUGCUCAGUCAUGACAACAUCACGUGGACAGCAGGAGCAGUGGCAAAGGACUUGAAACUGACAGAAAAGCAUGAGAUGGUGGUCAGCUACCUCCCACUCAGCCACAUUGCAGCACAGAUGAUGGACAUCUGGGUACCCAUAAAGAUUGGAGCACUCACAUACUUUGCUCAACCAGAUGCUCUCAAGGGCACCUUGAUAAAUACUCUAAAGGAGGUAAAGCCUACUGUCUUCUUGGGAGUGCCCCGAAUUUGGGAGAAGAUGCAAGUGGAAGUGAAGAAAAAUAGUGCCAAGUUCACAGGCUUGAGUAAGAAGGUAUUUGUGUGGGCAAGAAACAUUGGCUUCAAGAUCAACUCAAAAAAGAUGUUGGGGAAACAUAAUACUCCCAUGAACUACCGCAUGGCUAAGACUCUUGUGUUCAGCAAAGUGAAGAUGUCCCUUGGCUUGGAUCACUGUCACUCUUUUAUCUGCGGGGCUGCGCCCCUCAACCAAGAGACUGCCGAGUUCUUUCUAAGCUUGGACAUACCUAUAGGCGAGUUGUAUGGGUUGAGUGAGAGCUCAGGACCCCACACAAUAUCCAACCAGAAUAACUAUCGGCUUCUAAGCUGCGGCAAGAUCUUGACUGGGUGUAAGAACAUGCUGUUCCAGCAGAACAAGGAUGGCAUUGGGGAGAUCUGCCUCUGGGGCAGGCACAUCUUCAUGGGCUAUCUGGAAAGUGAGACUGAAACUACAGAGGCAAUUGAUGAGGAAGGCUGGCUACACUCUGGGGAUCUGGGCCAGCUGGACAGUCUGGGUUUCCUCUACAUCACUGGCCGCAUCAAAGAAAUCCUUAUCACUGCCGGUGCUGAAAACGUGGCCCCCAUUCCCAUUGAGACCUUGGUUAAGAAGAAGAUCCCCAUCAUCAGUAACGCCAUGUUAGUAGGAGAUAAACUGAAGUUUCUGGGCAUGUUGCUGACGCUGAAGUGUGAGAUCAAUCAGAUGAGCGGAGAACCUCUGGACAAGCUGACCUUGGAGGCCAUCGACUUCUGCCGGGGUCUGGGUAGCUUGGCAUCUACCGUGACUGACAUUGUGAAGCAGAAAGACUCCCUGGUCUACAAGGCCAUCCAGGAAGGCAUCAAUGAUGUGAACCAGGAAGCCACAAGCAAUGCGCAGAAGAUUCAAAAGUGGGUCAUCUUGGAGAAGGACUUUUCCAUCUAUGGUGGAGAGCUAGGUCCAACGAUGAAACUUAAGAGACAUUUUAUAGCCCAGAAAUACAAAAAACAAAUUGAUGGAAUGUACUACUGACUGCUUUGACAGAGCUGCUCUCAGCUGUCCUGAUGCCUUUGGCAGGAAGACCUCGUUGCAAUAAGUGAAGUGCUACUCUGGAUAGAAGCUCUCCCUCUUGUAUUUAAGAAGCCACAUUCCUUAUUGGUCAGUUUCUUGAUCGUUCAUCUGUUGAAGAGGUGCUCCCUAGAAGAACCUGCCAUACCUUUCAAAGCAAUAAAAUCAUUGCUGAUCUUUCUAUGAACUUUCAAGUCAUGAUCCCAGGGAAGCCUGUUGGGAAGUCUACAAAAAACUGCCUGUUUUGGAAGAAAAAUCUGAACUGCAGGCUCCCAUUUGAUUUUUUUCUCCUAAGGGGACUUGACGAGACGUUAGAAAGAAAAAGCCUUCACAAAUUUUAAGAACUGGGCCCCAAAAUCAACUCACCUGCCUGGAAACAACUGGGAAACUUUUCCAAUAAGUCCUGAUAAAAAAAAGUACUUCAGGGUCC